GUUAAGGCCUAUCAAUCUUGCAACAAUCAGAGUCUAAUUGUUUGAGAGUAGCAAAUGGCCAACAAUCAGCAGUUGCUAAUUGUUUAUUUAACUAUCACAAUCAACCCUACAACAAAAUAUAAAUUAAAUGAGUUAAGGUGAUUUAAUUGGUGGUUGAUUUGAAACCGAUUCGGACAUGAUGGCCAUCAUUGAGUGACGUUAUGGCAAUUCAUAGGAUAAAAAUGGAAUUGGAUGAGUUUGAGAAAGAUCCACCGGAGGGAUGUUCAGCUGGUCCAAUUGGUGAUGACUUGUAUUCAUGGGAAGGAAUGAUAUCUGGCCCAUCAGAUUCACCUUAUCAGGGCGGAAUCUUUUUCAUUCAAAUAAACUUUCCAAAAGAUUAUCCAUUUGACCCUCCUCGGAUCCGAUUCAAGACCAAAAUAUAUCAUCCCAAUAUAAGUAAAGAGGGUAACAUUUGCUUGGAUAUUUUAAAGAAGGGUCGUUGGUCAGCUGCUUUGACCAUUUCCCAAGUUAUGCUUUCAAUCACAUCUCUAUUAACUGAUCCCAAUCCUGAUGAUCCUUUGGUCACCGAAGCCGCCAAUCUAUACAAAAAAGAUAGAGAACAAUAUAAUCGAAUAGUUAAAGAUUGGACUAAAAGGUAUGCAAUGACUGAUGGACUUUAAAAUUUGUAUCAUUUAUUUUUUGUACUGAUAAGGUGCCAAUUAUAAUAUAAAAAAUUAAUAAUUUAAACACAUA
This is a messenger RNA of Tetranychus urticae (two-spotted spider mite), 732 nucleotides long. RefSeq names its product ubiquitin-conjugating enzyme E2 D4-like. The record is from RefSeq and is a predicted model, not a curated record. NCBI's taxonomy places the organism in Eukaryota, Metazoa, Arthropoda, Arachnida, Trombidiformes, Tetranychidae.